GAGACUUCCACUUUGAAGAAACCGUUUUAACAUUACCAUUUGUGUGUUAAACUUAAGUCACGAUGAUUAGAUGCUGUAUUGUUUUGCUUCUUUUGUUAACAUUACAUGAAGUGUCUCUGCAGGAGCCCAUUGUGGGUUUUAUUGGAGACUCUGCAGUUUUACCUUGUUUUUCUAAAGAACAUCGGCUUGAACUUCAAGACAUCACUGUGCGUUGGAGAUACAAUGACAGCCUGAAUGUGUAUGACAUUAUUGAUGGUAAAGGCUCUGUAGAUGAUCAACAUCUAGCAUACAAGAAGAGAGUUGAAACAUUUCCUGAUGGUUUUGAGAAAGGAAACUUCACGCUCAAAAUCAACAAUCUUCAAAAUAAUGAUACCGGGAAAUAUGUCUGCUACGCAACAGAAAUUCAGAGUGUGGAUCUACUUGUUAAAGUAAAAGAAAAAAGCAUCCAAAAAAACAACCAAACUGAAGGAAAAAGUAACCAAGGAGCGCAAUCAAGACCAGAGAAGAUUAUGACUGCAGUGCCUUUGCUCUCUGUUUUCAUUCUGCUCCGUGUUUGAAUAGGCAAGAGAAGUAUUAUGUCCGAUUAUUAUCUGCUUAGCAUCAAACCUUAGCCACCUACCUAUCAGAACCUUCAAGAAACAGCUGAAGACCAACUUCUUCCGUUAGCACUUAAACAUCCACAUUAAAUGUGCCUUAAUGUAUAUUUUGACUUGUACGGAAGCCUGAAGAAAUAUUUUAUCAUUCUUUAUACUAUUUAGCAGUAUUGUUUUUUACCAAGUUAAA
Molecule: messenger RNA, 783 nt
Organism: Pimephales promelas (fathead minnow)
Lineage: Eukaryota; Metazoa; Chordata; Actinopteri; Cypriniformes; Leuciscidae
Source: RefSeq, a predicted model, not a curated record